This is a messenger RNA of Gekko japonicus, 537 nucleotides long. RefSeq names its product zymogen granule membrane protein 16-like. Bases 1 to 537 code for a protein of 178 amino acids. The transcript has 4 exons. NCBI's taxonomy places the organism in Eukaryota, Metazoa, Chordata, Lepidosauria, Squamata, Gekkonidae. The record is from RefSeq and is a predicted model, not a curated record.
AUGCAUUCCCUAAGGAAGAGCCACCAGACUUCACCCUCCAAGAUGCUGACGUUGCUUCUCCUGUCCUUCCUCUGGGUGGGAGCAUCGGAUGGGACAGCCCAGACAAGGGCCUCCUCCUCUUACUCUGGAGAAUUUGGAAGUGAUGCUGGGAGCCAUUUUGACCAAUCGGAUCAGGAGCUGGAGGGUCCCAUUACGGGCCUGAGGAUAAGGGCAAAUGACAGAUAUAUUGUAAGCAUCCAGGUUCGCUACGGAGACUCCUGGUCCAGCACGGAAGGGGGGAUGGUGGGCAGCCCCGCCAACGUCCGGCUCUUUCUCGGAGAGGGGAUCGUCCAGGUCUUGGGCCGCUUUGGAAGCCACGUGGAGUAUCUCGCCCUCCGCACCAACCAAGGCCGCGUCUUUGCCUUUGGACCCAACUUCGGCCCAGGGACGUUCUUCACUGCAGAGCCUUCGUUCCCAAACACGGUUCUGCGCUCUGUCAGCGGCCGUUCGGGGUCUUCGAUCGAUGCCAUUGGGUUCCAUUGGGACACAGAACAAUGA